UUUUGCGCUGGAGCUUGCCAAAAACCUCACUGACUUUAAUCCUUUCUUUUAAUCAAAAUUCCAUUUUUGUUUUUCAUGACUGGAAACAAAACAGGAAUGAGCGGCCGUCCUGUGACUGACGCUGUCCUUCAUUCUGAGGCCUGUUUGUGAUGGCGGCAGUAAAGGUCUGUUUUGGGUAAGCAGCCUUCUGCUCUCGUGAAUUUGUGAGGUUGUCCCUUGGUCUUCAAGGUGCACCAGGUCCAGUGAUGGCUGCAGCAGCAUUGGAGGUAAUGGGCCUCUUAAUGGGCUUCUUGGGUAUGAUUGGCAACUUGGUGGCCACCAUGCUGCCCUACUGGGAGACCUCCGCGCACAUCGGCUCCAACAUCGUCACUGCCGUGGUCACCAUGAAGGGCUUGUGGAUGGAGUGUGUCUACCAGAGCACCGGAGCCUUCCAGUGCGAGACCUACAACACCAUCCUGGGCCUGCGGUCGGACCUACAGGCGGCCCGGGCGAUGAUGGUUAUCUCCAUACUCUUUUCAGUGAUAGCUUGUGCAGUAUCCAGCAUGGGGAUGCAGUGCACCAUGUGCAUGGACGGGUCUUCUGUCAAGGCAAAGGUUGCUGGAGCCGGAGGGUGCCUUUUCCUGGUAGCUGGACUUCUGUCUCUCAUCCCGGUGUCCUGGAAGACCCACGAGGUGGUUCGGACCUUCUACCACUACACCGUUCAUGACAGUAUGAAGUUUGAGAUUGGAGACUGCCUGUAUGUUGGACUUGCGUCGUCUAUCAUGUCCUUGUUCGGUGGAGGACUGUUGAGUGUUUCCUGUUUUGAUGAUCUAGAUACAAGUAGGGGAUUCCGGCACCAUCCUGGGGGUUACCCUUACCCUGAGCGCUCAGGAGCAGGAGGGACGACCCGUGGGGGCAAGCAUUCUGUACCCUACCGUCCAGCAACCCUGCAGACAGGGAUCAACCUGAACCCAGCCGCCAAGAAUCAAACCCUGGCCAGUCAAAUCAGUAACAGUAGCCACUCCACUGCUCCUGGACAUGGCUCCAAAAAGCCUGCGAGGCACAAUGCGGCAGCUAGCUACGAUGUUACUGGGUAUGUCUGAAGAUUUUUGGCUUAGCAGCUACUUCUGUGGCAGUUUGAGAUGACUGAAGUGGGGUUAUACUGACUGACAGACUGUAGUGACAACAGUGAUGUCAAGAUACAAAAGGUCAGGCAACUGAACUGAGUUGGAAAAAGUUUUUUCUUUCUUCAAAUGAUAACAGCAAGUUCAACUGUGCCUCAUUUGUGUAAACACACAGAGCUACCAUUUCACAAUGCCCUGUUUUUGGAUGUGUAACAAGUGCCUGUUGAAACAUUGGAUUUCUGCAUGUUUUUUAUGUUCAGAAAAUGACUGAAGCAGAAGACUUUGUCUAAUAUUUCUUAUUUCAUAUUGUUGGACUGAUAUAAAUUGUUUUAUUUUGAGUUUCUAAGACACUGAAAUGUAUGAUCUUUUUGUUAUAUAUUCACUUUGAUUGCAUUUCAGUUGUUCAACUAUCAGUAUCAGUUUAUUCAAAAGGAAAUACACUUUAAAUGGCCAUUAAGGAUUAUAUUUUUCUUUUAAGGAAACAAUUAUGUUGCUGGCAGCUCUUGUCAGUAAAGGUUUUAUUGGAACAGUGUGGAAUGUCACGGAAAUCUGUGUGGGUGUUGGUCUCAAAAUCUGCCCACCGCCAUUCCCCCAGUCCCUGUUCCACAACACAGAUUUGUAAGGUAUAGACAACAGCACGUAAAUAAUGUGCUGCUCCCAUGGAAACGGGUAAGCUGGCUACAGGUAAUCACUCAGCUUCAGUAAGGUUACUAACCAUAGCUGGGUAAUUUACUACCACCACUAACAUAGUAGAGAUAGGCAUUCACUUAUCAGCUACAGAGUACGACUCGUCGUCGCUUGCCACUCUAACUCUUGUCAAUCUGGCAACCCGAGUGAGCUUAGCAUCUGGGGAGAACUCUAUCCAGUGUUUGGAAAUUGGACUGAAUUACUGAAUGUUCCUUUAAAACUUUGUAAUAAAACUACUAAUAUGAUUUACAUAUCUGUGUUCAACAGUUUUUGGUGGUUAAUUAACACUGUUCAAUUUCAAUUUUAACAAUGGCAUAUACACUGUAUAGUGUUUUCACACAAUCAAAGAUAUGAAUUAAAUUUGUAAAAUUGUUGUUCCCUGUUUUAGGCUGAUUUUGAGUUCCCAGCUGGUUUGUUUUACUCCUUAAACUCCAUACUUGUACUCAAAUCUACAGUUCUCUCUGAAUUAACUGCAGUUAAUGGAACCUAAAUCAGAACCUUGUGGAACUCCACGGAAUAUAAUUAUGAAUUAUGAUUAAUAAAAUAAUAGGAACCUUUUUAGGAUUAAAACCUUUAAAACAAGGAUCAGAUUAGGAAAUUGCCUGUUCAAACAAAGACUUUGGAAAAGAGGAGACCGCUCAAUGUCUUUCAAAAGUGAAGCCACUGCAAUUAUGUUAUAUAUUUAUAAAUCUGCUGACUGCUUGCAGCGUGAUGCAUAGUUUUGACCAUGUCCGUAUGUUUCCAUUAGAAUUUCAUUAAACAUCUCCAUGUGCUAAUAUUGACACUUUUAUUUUUAUUUUCCCCCAAUAAUCAGUUUUUAAAAUGUUGCUUUGUUGAUAAAAUGUUAUUAUUAAGUGAUUAACAGUGUUGACUGGAACAGACUAUAAGCAAAACCUUUCUGUUCCUUACAGGUAGCAGAUAAGUUGUAAGUCAACUAUGUAGUUAAGCAUACUAUUAAUGAUCAUGUGGUGUUGGUUGCCCUAAUUAGCUAGCAUAAAUGGUCAAUGUGAUCUAGUUACCCUGCUAUAAUGCAAGCUAAAGUUGCUGUUAGACUCGAUAGUAUUUGUAUAUGGUCUCAGCCAGCAUUCUCGGCAAAUUCUUUAAUUUUUUUAUUUAAUCUUUUAAUGUGAUAAUGUGACGUGGUCAAUGUGAUCUACUUAGCCGUUAGCCAGUCUGCUAAAGAAAGUGUACUUAGAAGGGCUGGACUGUGCUGGUAGUUUUUUGUUUUCAAGAAUAUCAUUCAGUGUUUUGGCAAAUGUAUUUUUUUUGUUCGGGAGUCUGUUUAAAACUACUUUUUUUUUUUUAACUUUUGUUAAGCUCUGCUAUUGUAGCAUGUGCACAUUUGUAGUAAGUAGCUUUGAUUUGUUUCAAUCAUAAAGAGCUAACAGAGCUGAGCUCCUCUACUGUAGCUGUAAUAAUUUCACUGUAAAAUACAUAAACUGCAUUUUU
Messenger RNA from Astyanax mexicanus (Mexican tetra), 3239 nucleotides. RefSeq names its product claudin 2 (gene cldn2). Gene Ontology annotation, biological process: bicellular tight junction assembly; cell adhesion. The transcript has 2 exons. The record is from RefSeq and is a predicted model, not a curated record. Gene Ontology annotation, molecular function: structural molecule activity. The coding region runs from base 246 to 1082 and encodes 278 amino acids. Lineage: Eukaryota; Metazoa; Chordata; Actinopteri; Characiformes; Acestrorhamphidae. Gene Ontology annotation, cellular component: plasma membrane; bicellular tight junction.